AUGGCCACGGCAACCGACGAGCAAAGCACACAAGCCCACCCCGCCCGAACACGGUCAUUCGGGGGGUGCACCACGUGUCGAAGCCGACAUGUGAAAUGCGACGAAGGCCGCCCCACAUGCGCCAUGUGCCGGUAUUUCGGGUUCGUGUGUGCGGGCUACGAGAAGGGCAUCUUUUUUGACUUUGAGGGCUCGACGGACGAACGACGCUUCCGUCGGCCCUUGCUGACAGAAGCCGAACGAGAGCGUAUGAGCCAAUGGCUCGUGUCAAGCGUCCCGCCGGAGUCGGCCCUGCAGUUACUGACUCGCAUCGACGAUCUGUGCGAGAAGGCGGCUCCUUGCCGCGAUCUUCAGGUGGAUUGCGGGCCUUUCGGGGCGUUCAGAUUGAGUCCAUUGCCUUCCGCGCCGUCGCCGGAUAUGGUCUCAGAAGAAACACCGGAUCCAUCUGCCAGUAGCCCGCUAGAGGACGUGGUUAGGUUCGACGAUGAUUUCACAGUCCCAGAAGACCCCCCUUUAACACCGCGUACUCAAAAAAUCAUCGAGUCAAUAUUUGGCCCCUCGGAGCAGGCGCCCAGCACGACAUCACCGGAUACAGAAGACAUGGCCAUGAAUCUUUGUCGCAUUGAUGCCGUGCUCAAUAAUGCACCUCUAUCUGAUUUCCAGGGAUUUCCUAUGACAGCAGAACAAGAACUGCUGCAGAGCGCUGACCUACCCCAAAUACCGCCACCGAACCCCUGUUUCUCGUUGACGACGACCAGCAAAACCGUCCCCCAGGAUGUGAUGCUCCUACUAAAACACUACACAACAACAGUCAUCAGCCUGAUGACGCCCGUCCGCCACGCCAAAACACCAUGGCACAUCCUCUUCAUCCCGCACGCCAAGACGUGUCUAGCAGCGCUCACGCUCGGCGAAGACCUCGACAACGCCAGCCUAACAGCGUUCUACGGCACGCUCGCAAUCAGCGCCUUCAGCCUGGGCGGGCUUUCGCAGUCACAGAUGUGGCUCGCCCAAGGCAACGCAUACAAGCAGCAAGCGGUGAAACACGCCAGACUGAUGCUGCGGACCGCGUACGACGUGCCCAAGGCAGCCAAGUACAAGUCCACGAUGAUCGCGCUCCUGGCCAUGGUGUAUGUGUCAAUGUUCUCGGUCGACCGCGACCAAACGGAAUAUUUCUUCUUGGAAACGGAACGACUGAUCCGGCUGCGAGGCCUCCAGCGGAAGAAAUCCAGGAAGGUCCGACUCCUCCACCACUGCUAUGCCUUCGAGCGGUUCUUCUACGAGAGUACCUUCACCGGCGGCUUGAACUCACGACAACGAAAUUACUUCCGUCGGUCUAUUGAGUCGAGCGGUCUGGCACAGUAUAGUCGCGAUGACCUUUCCUUCCGGCUGCGUGGCUGGGAGAAUCUCGACCAAGAGAUGCUGGAGGUGAAGAGUCAGGAAGAUGGGGAAAAUGAUCUGCAUCUCGAACGGCCCGGGAUCUUCUCCGCAACGCUCUACCCCGAGAUCUUCGGCGUCCCGGAGCCAUGGGUCCUGCUGUUAUCGUUGGUGAUUCGACUCGGGAGGGAGAAGGACAUCGCAGAGAGCCAUGACCUGUCGAACCCUCUUACGCUGAAAGACUUUUCGAGCCGGGCGAAGGCAAUCGAAAGACGGAUUAAUAACCUCGAGCGACCGACUCAGGCGCACGUUGAUGAGCAUGUGAGCAAUAUGCUCGAUGCAAUGUAUGACGCUCUGUCUAUCUAUUUCUACCGCAGGGUGUAUGAUAUGGAAGCCUCGAUGCUCCAACAGAAGGUAAUUGCCGUGCGGGACUGUUUGUCGCGCUGUGCAGAUCCCAGUGUGCUGCAUGCCUCCGCUGGGUUCAUUUGGGCUGCGUUUAUCGCCGCCUGUGAGGCUGAGGAUGUGGAGCUGCAGAUGUCGUUUGCGAAAUGGUUCAAGGACUCUGCGCGGCGAAGUGGGUUAUCCUCGUUCCGGGAGACAUUGGCCCGGGUUGAGAGGAUCUGGCGGGAGAAGCGUUGUGGGAAUGGGAUAAGUGCAACGUGGCUUAAUUUGAUGAAAAUGGACGCUUCUUUUACGGUAGCAUAG
This is a messenger RNA of Aspergillus nomiae NRRL 13137, 2076 nucleotides long. Its product is annotated as Zn(II)2Cys6 transcription factor. Lineage: Eukaryota; Fungi; Ascomycota; Eurotiomycetes; Eurotiales; Aspergillaceae. The coding region runs from base 1 to 2076 and encodes 691 amino acids. Gene Ontology annotation, cellular component: nucleus. The transcript has 2 exons. Gene Ontology annotation, molecular function: DNA-binding transcription factor activity, RNA polymerase II-specific; transcription cis-regulatory region binding; zinc ion binding. The record is from RefSeq and is a predicted model, not a curated record. Gene Ontology annotation, biological process: positive regulation of transcription by RNA polymerase II.